Messenger RNA from Amoebophrya sp. A25, 1400 nucleotides. The record is from the annotation of a GenBank genome assembly. Lineage: Eukaryota; Dinophyceae; Syndiniales; Amoebophryaceae.
CCGUCUAUAGUCCGAGCGGAUGGGGUGCCAGAGCUUCCCUCGUUCGAGCCGGUGAUUUUGCCUCUAGAUGACGGGGCAAGUGUAGGCACUGAAGAUAUAGGGGUGGACAGAGAGGAGCUCUUACAAAUUGCGCAAGAAGUAGAGGUCGAAAGCCGAAAGGAGCCUAAACUCAGGAAAGCAGUGACUGGGCUCUUUUUAGGAAGCGGUCGUGAAGACAGAUGAAAUUCACUGAAAGCAUUAAUUACUGAAGCCACCACGAGGACUCAUUUAGUUGCGUAGUACUUAUUCUACUAAUUCUAAUGUACUUAGGUACUUAGAGAAUGAAUGUUGCUUUUGUAGCGAUGUACUCAGUCUUAACUUUCUUACAUCUCAUACUAGUGCCGGGAAAUCACUAUUGUUGCUGUACUAAUUGAUUCUAAUGUAGGAUGAGGAACUCUAUGUCGCGCCAGGCAGUCUGUGCCGAUCAUUUGUGCAAGAUUUAUUGUCCUGUGAGAAGUUAACUCUGUGACCUACAAUUUAGUCUUCUCAUCAUCAUUGUACUGUUUUACUCUACCUCUAAAGAUCGGAACUGUCAUGAAAGCUGCGAAAUUCCUGGUGGCGAGCAGAAGUGACUUUGAGGCGAUUCCCUUUGAGGGGGAGCUGGUAACUCGUUGGGAAUUCGCCUCAACUAAGGCAAAGAUGAUUUACAACAGUCUCACGAAGACUUUGCCGAACGAGACCGCGCUACAAAUUGUGGAGAAGUCUCAAGACGUUUACAUUACGGCUAUCAAUUAUUUACCACAGAGGACAGCAAAUUGAAAUGCAGCUUUUUUUUUAUUCCUCGGCAAAUAAUUGCGCAAUCGCUUAAACUUGGCCUGGUUGGAGCACAUGAUGGUGAUGAUGAUGAUGAUUAAUUUAGAUUUACAUCAGACAUCAAGUGCGUGAGCAUGUGCAUUCUCAAAAGAAUGAACCAUCCUUGAAAACGGGUUACUAAUGUUGUUCUCUCGGUGAAGGAGGCCUUGCAAAGAUGUUUUUCUAAUGAUAGGUCAGAUUUCUCCGCAGACAUCGUACAUUCGGGGCUUCGCACUAUGGGCCACGAUUGGGAACUGACUUUCGAAGCUCAGCCUGGAGUUGCAAUACCUGCCCUUGGCGACCACUGGACUUUUCAGCCUCAAGAAAAAGAAGUUCGCUUAGAGUUCCUGUCGGGUGGCGCAGUCUCUUCUCGCGGCUACUUCUCCAAAGAUGCUUCCUCUUGGCGAACGGGGCUUUAUUCGGUUAGCUGUGCCUACAAUCAUAACGCUGGACAACAACUUAUUACCUCCUCUACUGUCCGAUUUGAUGAUCCUAAUAAUGGUCCUGCACCAGGUUGUACAGGUAUAAUUGAUAAUGCAGCAGCGCUUGGAGGAGCUGCAGGACGAGAG